This is a messenger RNA of Pristis pectinata (smalltooth sawfish), 7147 nucleotides long. RefSeq lists its product as uncharacterized. The record is from RefSeq and is a predicted model, not a curated record. NCBI's taxonomy places the organism in Eukaryota, Metazoa, Chordata, Chondrichthyes, Rhinopristiformes, Pristidae. Gene Ontology annotation, biological process: bicellular tight junction assembly; positive regulation of transcription elongation by RNA polymerase II; snRNA transcription by RNA polymerase II. Gene Ontology annotation, molecular function: cis-regulatory region sequence-specific DNA binding. Gene Ontology annotation, cellular component: transcription elongation factor complex; membrane; bicellular tight junction.
AUGGUAACGAGUGAUUAUGACUGGAGCUGGCCAGCAACCAAUGGUGAACAAGUUGAGCGUCCUGGCCUACAGAGGCAGACGCUGCCCACGCACUUGAUGUCAAACACAGGUGCCAGCACCACUGAGGAAGAAGACUCCUACAGCUCAGUGGCUGUGCCACCACCUCUGCCCCUGCAGCCGCCGAAGAGUGCUCGCCGCCAGUGUCACCCUUCCCUAAACCGCCGCAGGGACACCUCGACACAGGGCAGCUUGUCGGAGGAGAAGCCCAGGGAGGCAGCUGGAGAUGAUGAUUGCAGGACGUCCAAAAAUGAAGCAGGACCCCCGCUAGAGUUUUCAAGCAAUUUCACAGAAAAGGAGCCUGAGACGGCCCAGAGCUACAUGGAGAGGAUGCACGUCUACCAGCUGAAGCACGCCUACAUGAAGUCAUGGCCAGGACUGCUGAGGGUACUAGGAGUGAUGGAGCUACUGUUCGGAGCAAUGGUCUUCGCUUGUAUAUGUGCAUACAUACAGAAGGACAGCCAGUGGUACAACGUCAUUGGUGGAUCUUUCCCAGCCUAUGGGCUUGGGAACAAUUAUUACUAUACUGGACCCAAAACACCUUUUGUCCUGGUCAUGGCUGGUCUGGCCUGGAUUGUGACGGUGGGACUCCUGGUCCUGGGACUGUCUCUGUAUUAUAGAACUAUUCUUCUCGACUCGGGGUGGUGGCCGCUGACAGAAUUCACCAUGAACGCUUGCCUGUUCUUUUUGUACAUGGCAGCCGGCAUUGUCUACGUCAAUGGGUUCGGCCUGGGAGGCUUGUGCUACACCAUGAUGGCCAACAGUCCUCUGUACUAUCAGCUGUGCCGAGUGGAGAGCGGACAGAUUGCAGCUACGGCCUUCCUGUUCGUCAACAUGCUCCUGUACCUGGUCAGUGCGGGCGUGUGUCUCAAGGUGUGGCGUCAUGAGCUAACCAGAAGGGAAAGGGAAGCUUUAACAAGUAAGCGUGGAACAGUCACAGUGAUCAGACAGAGACACCCGUUCUCAUUCAAGCGCAUGUCAUUCCGGACAAGCACAUCACGACCUCCGGAUGAAGAGGUCACUAAGAACAUCCCGUCACGGUCCAAUGGUGCAGACACUCUCAACAAGUCUAUUCCAACUGGAUUUAUUCCAAAGCCCCUCAUCGUUCCUGAUUAUGUAACAAAGUAUCCGAAGAUUGAGACUGCAGAGGAGAGGGAGCGCUACAAGGGAGUAUUCAACGACCAGUAUGCAGAAUAUAGAGAGCUACACAAUGAGAUCCAUGCAGCUAACAGGAAGUUUGGAGAGCUGAAGGCUCUGAUAGAGAAACUGCCCCACUACACAGAGACAUCAGAGGAACACAGACGGAUCAUGAAGAUCAUUGAAGAUUAUAAGGAGAAAAGAAUCACCUGGAGACCUCCCCUGUUCUUCCUUGAAACAAUGCCUGGAGGACCAACAUUUGUGGAGAAGAAGCAGCGGUGCACCUACCUGAAGAACAAGCUCUCGUACGUCAAGCAACGAAUCCAAGAGUAUGAUCUAGAAUGCAACUCCUCCGGGAGUCCCUUUGCCAGCACAAUGUAUGAGAGUCGACCCUUCGGCAGCCCCCCUGCUUACAGCCCGGCACAGUACAGCCCACCUGUGGCCUACAGACCCUCUGUGGGCAGCUUUGAAUAUGAUGUGAAUUCACCUCCACCGGGCUCUUACUACAUUGAAGAUAAGCCGCAGCACUUCUACAAGUGGAGCUCCCCACCAGGGAUCAUUCGCAUUUUAGAAGGAAUUGUUAUCAUCCUGUGCCUGGCUAUUUUUGCCUGCGUGGCGUCGACAUUGCAGUGGCAGUAUGGUUAUGGUUAUGGCUUGGGCAUUGGUGGCGGACUUGGAGGAGGUGGCUACUACCCUGGGUUGGGAGGCAGCGGCUACUACCCAGGAAUGGGAGGAGGAGGUUAUUAUCCCGGGAUGGGUGGCUAUGGCUAUGGAGGCACCACUGACCCCAGGGCCGCCACUGGCUUCAUGAUUGCGAUGGCGGCAAUCUCGUUCAUCGUGGUGCUGGCCUUCUUCAUCAUCAGUGUCAGCAAGUCCCACAACUCCAGGAGUCGGAAGUUUUACCUGUUGGUGUUGGUAUUCAGUGCUAUUCUAGGUGGGAUGGAACUGAUUGCCAGUAUUGUGUACAUCAUGGGUGUGAAUCCCACGGCUGGCAGCGGAGGAUCCAUGUACUACAGCCAGAUCAGGAUGGUAUGUAGCCAGUUCUAUUCAGGAGGAGGAGCAAUGAUGUUGGGGAAUCAGUAUCUCUAUCACUACUGCGUUGUGGAUCCUCAGGAGGCCGUGGCAAUUGUCUGUGGGUUUCUGGCGGCGCUGGUGUUUUGCGUCAUUGCGUUCUUUGCUCAAAGGGUACGGCACAAAAUAUGGAAAUAUGGGAAGCCCAAUAUCAUCUGGGAUAAGAACUUUGCUGGUGAAGAGGUGGGACCAAACGUGGAAGAAUGGGUGAAGACAGUCCCAGCGGAAGGUAACGAUGAUACGGAAACAAUUCAGUUCUCUGAUAAACCAGCCAAUGGAAUUAAUGCAAUGAGUGCCAUGGAUUAUAACUCGCAACCAACCACAUACAACAUGGAGAGUCAAGCUGACAGUCUGUAUCAACCCACCCCUUACCCCUCGAGGAACUUCAACUCCACCCCAUCAGAGGAGUUGUCGAAGAAGCCUCCAGCUGGUCGGAAGAAGGGGAAGAUGAGACGCCGCCGAUCCGAAAUGGACGAGUCUCAGUAUGAGACAGAUUACACAACAGGAGCAGAGUCUUGUGAUGAUGCGGAUGAGGAGGAGUGGGAAAACUUGUAUCCUCCCAUAACCUCUGACCCCAUACGGCAGGAAUACAAGCGUGAGUUUGAUGCUGACCAUCAAGAGUAUAAACAACUUUGUGCCGAAAUGAACGAAGUCAACAACCAGAUUAAUUACCUGAACAAGCGGCUAGAUGUCUUAUCUGAAGAUGACCCCAACUAUCAGGGAGUUGCAGAGGAAUACAACAGGUUAAAGGAACUCAAAAAGACCUCUGAGUAUCAGAGUAAGCGGCUGCAGAGCAAGCGACUGAGGAGCAAGCUGUCCUACAUCAAGCGGAUGGUCAAUGAUUAUGACCGUCAGCGAGAGUAAGACUGAGAGAGGAUGCAGAUCCUUCCCCCCACCCCUCCCCCACCCAGCCAUUGCCCAGAACAUGAAAAUUCAGAAUAACCUACGGACUUCAGUGAAAAUUCCAAACUCCAUUUGGAAACUCCGCCGUGGACUGGAAUAUCAACAUCACAAUCUGGAUCACAGUGAGUUUGAAAGCUGCUGAAGCUUCAGCUCAAGUGUUAGUCCAGUGAAGGGUCCACUGUGACUCUAUUCCUACAUUAGUUCAAUGGACAUAUUGUUCUAAAUGCAUAUGGACAAGGAUUUAUGUGUGAUGUUCAAUAUAUUGUUAACUGAUUAACCAGUGGUUGGUAUCUAGGCAAACCACAGGGGAGUCAAUCCAUGGCAUUGAACAAUGAGAGCAGUUAAUCUACAACAUGUAGACUGUGGAAGGAAUCAAUCAACAGUGUUCAAUAUAAGGGAUCAUUCAAUCCAUGGUCAAAAGGCUCUUAAAGUGUUUCUAUUUAUCUUAGCAUUGUUCCCAGCCCCAGGAAGAAAAUUGCAUUUGUAAACCAUCUUAUAAUAUAAUUAAGACAUUCCAGGUGCUUCACAGGAGCCCCAUCAAAUUAAAUUUGAUGCUAGGCCAUGCAAGGGGAUGGUAAGAAUGGUGACCAAAAGAUCACAGUGGUUGGGUUUGAGGAAUGCCAUAAAUAGGAGGGGGAGAAGUUAAGAGAGGGAAUUUCAGAGCUCAGGACAUAGGCAGCCGAAGGCAUAGUUGGCAGAAGUGGAGGGAUGGAAAUCAAGGAUGCACAGAGGCUAUCUGGAGGAGAAUUAGGAUCCUGGGGAAUUGCAGAGCUAGAGGUCAUCACAGAGGUGGAGGGAUAUGGAAGAUAUGGAGAUAUCUGAAACUUUGUGUUACCAGGUAGGUGUCUGUGAGAUCAAUGAGCACAGGGCGAUGACUGAACGGGAGCAGGUGAGAAUGGCUACAGGGGCAGCAGAGUUUAGGAUGAACUCAUUUAUGGAGUGUAGUUCAAGGGAAUGCGACCAAGAAAGGAAUGCAACAAUUGAAUCUGGAGGAAAAUCUGUGAAUGAGUUUUUCAACAGCGGGUGAUUUUCUGGAGGUGACUGAGCAGAUGAAGGGUUAGAAGGUUGACUUGCAGUUGGGUAGAACGUAGAGAUUGUAGGUGGUGUGGUUCAGAGUCAGUGGCCAGGGAGAGGGGUGGACGGAGUGGAGACUGGAAACACAAGAGACUUGCAGAUGCUAGAAUCUGGAUAAACAAACAAUCUACUGGAGAAACUUAGUGUGUCAAGCAGCAUCUAUGGGAGGAAAGUAAUUGUUGGUGUUUCAGGUUGAAACUUUGCAUCAGGACAGAGAGUGGAGAGGGGAGAUGGCCAGUAUAAAGAGGGGAAGGGGAGUGGUGAGGCAGGGGUCCAAGGUGAUUGAUGGACUGAGGAGGGGUGAAAGAUGAUGGGCAGGUUGUGCCAGGUAUGGGAGGGGUGAAGUUGGGAGACAGCACAGGUGAGUGAUAGAUGGAGGCAGACAGAGUGGGAAAAACUGAGAGGCAGGUGGAGGGAGGGGAGCAUGAAUGAAGUUUGUGCUGGGGUCUAAUGUCUCCAAUCUUCCCAAAAUGUAAUUAUUAAAUACCACACAAGCGACCAAAACAUGGGGCAGUGUCAAUCAGCACUCCAUAUAUAAGUGGCUGAAUGGACAGAAUUUGAGGUCUGAAGAAACCAGUCACAAGGUUCAGUCCAUGUGGGAGUCAGCACUUUGGGAUGGUUUACACACCUCAGCAUAGAGAGGGCAACGCCUGACCAGUUCGGGUGCCUGGCUACUUGUAAUGUUCCAGCCCACUUGCCCCGGGUUUAUCCACAUGAAACAGCUUCAUCAGUCUCUUUAUCAAAGUUGCCAGUGAUACAGGGACUUCUUUAUUUUGAUUUAUUUUUGUGCUUCAUGAUUAUGUUAUCGGCAUUGAAAGCUGUAAAUGUAGAAGUAAUUAUAAGUGUGUAAAUAAGGCAACUAUGUCAAGGCAGGGGUCUGAACAUUGUCAUCUUUACUUGGGCAGAUGGGCCUUGUUUGUGUUUAUAGUUUACUCUGAUUUAUGGUGUGAACUCUGAGGGGCUGGAGGUACGGAAAGGGUGGUUCUCAUGAGUGGAUACGUGCUAAUUCAGAGCACCAAGAUUUGUGUGUAUUGACAGAUUGAGAUAUAUAUAGAAUUAAUGGCGACUAGGAUUUAAACAAUACAUGCUGAUUUAGAAGUGCCAAUAUACUGGGCUGGAUUUUUGGGGCCAGCAGCAAGCAAAUAUUGCCAGCUGAUUUUUUUUUUCUGCCCACAAAUUUUCUUUGGGAGUUUCCAUUCUGAUGAUUACAGAUUUAACUCUUUUGUUGCAGAGCUGUCUAUUGGGAGAUCUGGGACUUGAGUAAACGGGGCAACCAAUCAGACAGAAUGAUUAUUAGUGAAUACUGCAGAGUCUAAACCACAAAAUCUCAGUUAAAGUAUUUAAAUCAAUGUCAAAUCAGCCACAAAAAGAAAAAUGAGGGAGCAAAGCAAGGAAGGGGCAAAGGAAGGGAAAGGAGGAGAUUGGGAGUGAGGAAAAAAUAAAGAAAUUAACUAGCCAAUGAUCAAAAUUUGAUAACACAUUAUUUUUGAGUGUCAGACAUUGUUCGGCAGUAAUUAAAAUGUUAUACUGUUAUAACCUGCCUACGGGGAAAUGGACAAGCUCAAUUUGUUUCUGUAGAGUUUUGUGGAUAAGGACUAUAAUUUCACACCUCAUGGUAUGUUUGAAUGCUGAGUUCCUCAGCAUGAUAUAGCAAAGCCUCUGAAAGAGCCGGGUACCUUCAGAGAGCUUCUUUUGAGUCUCAGUGUGUAACUGUGCAAAUAUUAGAGGUUACUGUGCAGGUUAUAAUGGUGAGCAUAGAUACCCUCAUGAUAAAUCAUACUAUUAAUCAGACUCAAUUAGCAGAGAUGUUAAGCCAUUUUAACGCUGUGUUUGUAAUGUUUAUCCAGUGUAAUUUCAUCACCUCAGACCGUGCUAAUUAAUCAUUUCCCAUUGGUUUGUUGUGAAAAUGAUCGUUCUAUUACAGAUUUUGUAUAGCAGUAACACCUAAUUAUUGUAAAAUAAUGCUUUAAUCUGUUUCUUUAUGAAAUAAUUUUUAAAGUCUUUUGUAUUUUUGAAUGAAUUAUAUCUUAAAUAUUUAAUAUUAAGUUUGGUAACCAGCAGUGACUGAGAUUCAUUGUGUUAAGAGAGCGAAGUCCUUACUGAUUAGUUGAUACUGACGAGUUUACCUGUAAAGUAACCAAAUCAUCUCACAGACUAAUAAUAUUUUAGGAGUCCAUUCAGCCCAUUAUGUCUGUGACAGCACUUUGAAAGAAAUCCCACCUCUUACCCAUUGUCCUGUGAAGUUCUUUCUUCAUGUAUUUAUCCAAUUCCCUUAGAAGAAUCAUUUUCCAUCACCUUUUAGGCAGUACAUUCCAGAUAACACUGAGUAGAAAAUUUCUCCCAUUCUUCCCUCUAGGUUUGAUGCCAGCUGCCAUAAGUAUAUCCUUCCUUGCACUGGGAACACGUUUCUUCAUACUUACUCCAUCAGCUAUUCCUCCUAAAUCUUCUCUUACCCUUCCCAGCUGUACCGAGAACACCUCAAGCUUCUGCAGACUCUGUAUGUAAUUAGCUCCUCAUUUCCUGCAACCAUUACAGUAAAUCCCCACUGCAUCAUUUCCAAGGCUUUGACAUUCUUCCUCAUUGUGGGCCCCAGAAUUAGACUCAAGCUGGGGCCUGACGAUUCUUUUAUAAAGUUGGGGAUAGUCUGGUUUUGUUCCUAGGUGGGACCAACACAUCCACAUUGUCUGCUGAUGGAAGGUAUAGUGCGGUGCUGCAGACUAGAAGGUGAUAACAGGAUUCCUUCUCUGUAGUCUAUAAUCAAAGGGCUGAUUACUGUCAGUCAGCACUGAAACCUGGUGUCCAUCAAUUGCCUUGGAAGUAGACUGGCUAGUUAGUAGAAUGGGUGGGUUGUGACUAGUAUUAUCAUCAGAUGAGCACCUUAAUGUAGUCAGCCCAGGUGGAUUUA